AUGGACGAGCAGAAAUCAAACUGCGAAGAGAAUGACUCUGAACCAACAGCUGAUGACAAUGCCCCUGCAAAGCAGCCUGUCUCCUCUGAGGAAGAGUCCAAAGCCCUCUCUGGUGCUGAGGACACGUCUGCUGCUACUGCAGCCUCUUCCAGUACACCUGUAGAGAACGUUCGAGCCUGUGUGCUUUGUAACUGUGUGGAGCGGAGCCUGCAUGGACAGCGGGAACUGAGACACUUUGGGCCAUCUUCUGAGCGGCCGACCCUCAAGCCAUCAGCUUCCCCACUGCCACAACCCGGGAAUGAUGACCUGUCUUCCAUUGGAUUUGCCGACUCCCCCUGUCUGGCGGCACUCUUUGAUGACUCAGGGGGUUGUUGGGUUCAUCACUGGUGUGCGGUGUGGUCAGAAGGAGUAAAGCGGAUGGAGAAAGAGGAGCUGGAGAACGUGGAUAAGGCCGUUAUCUCAGGGACACAGCGGCUUUGCGAAUACUGCAAAAGACUAGGUGCAACCAUUCGAUGCCAUGCUGAGGGCUGCUCACGGUUCUACCACUUCCCCUGCUCGGCAGCCAGUGGAUCCUUCCAGUCCAUGAAGCAGUUGGUCCUUCUCUGUCCAGAACAUAUAGACAAGGCCGAGGAGUUAGCAGGUGAAGAGGCUUGGUGUGCAGUGUGUGACUCAGCGGGUGAGCUCAUGGACUUGCUGUUCUGUACGGGUUGUGGCCAACAUUACCAUGCGGCUUGUCUUGAGAUUGGUGCCACGCCGAUCCAGCGGGCAGGAUGGCAGUGCCCAGAGUGUAAAGUGUGCCAGACUUGCAGACAACCAGGCGAAGACUCCAAAAUGUUGGUAUGCGAUGCCUGUGAUAAGGGCUACCACACCUUUUGUCUCCAGCCAGCCAUGGAUUCUCUUCCCUCUGACCCAUGGAAAUGCAGAAGGUGUCGUGUAUGCACGGAGUGUGGUGUCCGUGGACUGGUGCUGCCAGGUUCAGCCCAGUGGUUUGACAAUUACACCGUGUGUGAGGGCUGCCAGCGUCACCGCAGCUCUAUGUGUGGAGUGUGCAGCAAAGCUGCCAACCCAUCUGUUGCUCUGCAGUGCUGCAGCAUGUGCCACAGGUGGGUGCACAGUGAGUGUACUUUAUCGGGGGAGCUUCCAGAAGCCAAGUGCAUUUGCCUGCUUUGCAAGGAGGAUCAUCAGCAGCCUGUCACUCAACCACAGGCAACAGAGGUGGAAACCAGAGAGGCAUCUGAGGAGACUGAAGGAAAUGUGGAUUUGGUGGAGAUGACAAUCCAAACGGAUGCAGACAUGGUGACAGAGGAGCAUACGGGCUUAUCAGAGGUGACACCAGGACAGAUAGGCACAUCAGAGAUGGGUCAGACUGAAGCCACAACUGACAAAGAAACACCCAUGGACUUGGGUAAGACACAACUGAAUACAAAGUUUAUAGACAUGCCAGGAGAGCAGGAGGCAGCUCCUUCAGUGGAACAAGAAGCAUCACCAGAGUUAUUAAAGAACACACAAGAGGCCCUCUCUGCUGUGGACAUGGAAGGGAGGUUACUACCUCACUCUGAGGAGGAGGAGGAGGAAGAAGAGGAUGAUGAGCAAAUGAAAGGAGAAGGACAUAAUGAUGACAUUAAACAGGAACUGCAGGAGCUAGAGGUUAAGCCGGAAUUACUGCUAGACGAGAUGUCUAAUAUGAGCCAUGGAGACGAGAGCAGCAGUGGCUUUCUGGGCUCUCCGGGAGAACCCGACCCUCAGCUCUCCAUGGAGCUUGGCCUUGUACCUGCUGGCCGCUCACAUGCAGAUAACCUGCUCACCGAGACUGAUGAUUCGCUUCCCUUUGAACCUCUCAGAAGCGACAGAGAGAAGGCAAAACGCAGAGGAUCCCCAGGCCGCUCAAGGGUCAAACAGGGGCGAAGCAAUAGUUUCCCCGGGAAGCGUAGACCUCGAGGGGGUGGUGGAGGGAGAGGGCGUGGUGGGAGGUCACGCCUCAAAGCCAUGGCCUCCUGCAUUGAUGCUUUCUUGCUAAGCAUGACCACAGACACUGGAAUAAAUAAGGAUGAAGAGGAUGAGGAAGAUGACACCAUGCAGAACACAGUGGUUCUUUUCUCAAACACUGAUAAAUUUGUCCUGCUCCAGGAUAUGUGUGUUGUGUGUGGCAGUUUUGGAAAGGGUAUGGAGGGGCAGUUGUUGGCUUGUGCCCAGUGUGCCCAGUGUUACCAUCCUUACUGUGUGAACAGCAAAAUCACCAAGACGAUGCUUCGCAAGGGCUGGCGCUGUUUGGAAUGUAUUGUGUGUGAGAUGUGUGGAAAGGCUUCGGACCCUUCCCGUCUGCUGCUGUGUGAUGACUGUGAUGUCAGCUAUCACACCUACUGCUUGGACCCGCCCUUGCACACUGUACCCAAGGGUGGUUGGAAGUGCAAAUGGUGUGUGUGCUGUGUGCAGUGUGGUUCCAACUCACCAGGUUUCCACUGUGAGUGGCAGAACAACUACACCCACUGUGGCCCAUGUGCCAGCCUCGUCUCGUGUCCAGUAUGCAGAGAGAACUUCAUGGAGGAGGAGCUGUUGCUGCAGUGUCAGUACUGUGAUCGAUGGGUCCAUGCUGUCUGUGAGAGUCUGUACACAGAGGAUGAGGUGGAACAAGCUUCUGAUGAGGGCUUUGCCUGCACAUCCUGCACCCCAUAUGUUCCGAAACCUGUGGGUAAGUCUCGAAAUGACACUAUUUUAAAAAUUAGCAAUUGCCACUUUACAGAACCCCAGUUCUACUGGUUGGAGGGUGUGUGGCUGACAGAGUCGGGUAUGUCCCUGCUUCGCACUAUCUCCAUGUCUCCCCUGCACAAGAGACGGCAACGUCGCUCCCGUCUCGGCACUCUGUGUUGUGAAGGAGGUCCUGAUGGAGUGGAUCUGAGAGAGGUCGAAGGAGAAGGGGAGGAUGGGAAAGGCUGUGGGGAGCCCAUGGAAUGUGAAUCCAAGAUGGAGAACCCUGGGAGCCCUGAAAGGGAGGCAGGUGCAGAGGGAGGCACUGAAGGCAUGGCUGACUGCGAUGGUCUCAAAGGAGCAGAAGAGACAGAUGAUAGUAAAAAAAGAAAGCGGAAACCCUACAGGCCUGGAAUUGGAGGCUUCAUGGUGCGACAAAGGAAGUGUCACACACGGAUGAAGAAAGAAUUCUUUGCCCAGCUGGCUGGAGAGACUACAUUAGAUGGACAGCCAAUAGAGAGAACCAUUGAGGAAGAUAACAUAAUGGAUCCUAAACCAGUGGAGGGGGAGGAACAGGCCAAGAAACGUCGAGGACGAAAGAAGAGCAAACUUGAAGACAUGUUUCCAGCUUAUCUCCAGGAGGCUUUCUUUGGGAAGACACUAAUAGACUUGAGUAAGAAAGCUGUGAUGAUACCCCCAGGGCAGAGGCCAGGCGCAUGCCUUGUCCGACCUUCAUUACCAGCACCAUCAGGGGUCAGAACUACUGCCCCAGAGAGUAAGAACGCUAACUUCACCUGUGACACAUGAAAACUCUGCUAAUAAUUUGUGAUAUUAUGUGUGGAAAAGGUCAUUACAGGGUGUGUGACCUUUGUGCUUCUCUCACUAGCUGAGGCUAAGGAUCGUGCGGUGGAAGAUAAUUUUCCUGUCAAGCAAGAGGGGGGUGAGGCCCCCCAAGCUCAGGGAGAAGGUGCAGGUCUUCCACAAGGGGUGGAAAGUCAGGACUCUGAGCAGUUCUUCAGGAAGGUUCUAGGAGUGUCAGAUGGCUCCUCUUUGGGGGGCAUGAAGCCCAUCUUGGAGGGCAGUAAGGGAGAACUCAAUCGUAGCGCUCUGCCACAGAGAGCUCUCCUCUCAGGGUCCCUGCCCUCAGCUGGAAUGAUGGAUGCCUUUCCUGGCCUCUCUCAGUCGCCGUUCUUUGACAUGCGGGACCGAGGAGGGCUGUUCAGUCCAGAUGGGGGUGAGGAGAGCCCCUGGGCCACUCCCUCUACCCCAGCAACCCCCUCCUCCCCACCAACCCCCACUGAGGCAGAGGGUGAUGGGCUGUCCUACAACCAGCGCAGUCUCCAGCGCUGGGAGAAAGACGAGGAGCUGGGAGAGCUCUCAACCAUUUCACCUGUGCUUUAUGCCAAUACCAACUUUCCCACUCUCAAACAGGACUACCCAGACUGGGCUAGCCGCUGUAAGCAAAUCAUGAAGAUCUGGAGGAAGGUGUCAGCUGCUGACAAGGCUCCAUAUCUGCAAAAGGCCAAAGAUAACCGAGCAGCUCAGAGGAUCAACAAGGCACAGAAGCAGGCAGAGAGUCAGGUGUGCAGGCCAGUCAAACAAGAGCCAGGGCGUGUGAAGGGAGAACGGCCCAGUUUACACCUCCAGAUCCCUCCACCUUCAGGCUCUACAUCAAUCUCUUCCCAGCCCAGCUCUGCAGAAAGCCCAUUUCCCUUCCCUCCAGAUUCAGGAUCAUCCUCUGUAUUUUUCUCAGAUGGACCUGUUCAGACCCCAGGGUCAGCUGAAAUUCGGACAGAUCCCUUGGCUAAGCUUCCUUCUCAGUCACCCCAUUCUCAUUCUCACCCAACCACACCCUUCUCCCACGCUGGGGCCAGCCCCUUACAGGCCUCUUCCUCAGGUUAUUCUACUUCCGGCCCACAGGGUCCUCCUCAGGGACGGCCAGCCAGUCUUGGCCCCUUUGACAUGCAACCAGGAACUCCUGGAACCCCCAGACGGGCUCAGCAGGUUGACCCCUACUUCAGAUCACAGCUGCAGCAGCAACAGGGUCAUUUACCACAAUCACAGCAAGGCUCUCAGGAGUCCCUAGGACCUCCAGAAAGUCCUCAUUCAAGAGGUGCUGGGCUUGGGGAUUCACCCAUCUUCUCACCACCCCACAAUACUCAUUACGGAGACCCUUUCAGAACCCAGCAAGGGAUGGGACGACCAGAAUAUGGUUCCUCCCCAUCACCCUCUGCAGUGGCUUCCUCACCUGCAAGCACAGGGCAGUACAGGGCUGAUAUGAGUGCGCCUUCUCCGCGCUCCUCUGCAGUUGGAAGACCUGACCUAUCCACUGGCUCCCCCGCUGGGAUGCUAGAGUCUGGUGACGGUUUAUUCAAAGCACCCAUGACGCCAAGGAUGCACCAAGGGGAAGGUGGUGCACUUCAUCCUGGAGCUUCCCCUAGCCAUCCAUCUGAAGGCUAUAGGCAGUCUCCCUCCCAGUCUUUCUCUGACCCCCACACUCAGCCACCACUAACUCCCCGACCGCAGUCAGGUGACAGCUGUUCUCUUGGGCCCCAGAGACAUCCUGUAGCUCAACAGGAACUAUGCCCUAGAGUGCCCUCCAGCCCACAGUCCCAGGGCAGCUCUCAGUCUCCCCACACUCCUGGUGGCCUCUCCAACGAUGGUUACAGUGUCCAGUCUCCUGCUACCCCACGUUUCCAAUCCCCAGACCUUUGUUCUCAGCCACCUUCAAGGCCACAAUCUAGAGACCAUUUUGCUACUAUCCACAAACCUCCUCGUCCGCCCUCUGUUGCCCCAGAGGGUAGCACAUGUUACAAAAGCUCACCUCAUCCUAACCAGGCACCUCCACCCCAUCCCACCAACAGUUCCAUAGGGGAUCCUCUCUCUGGUAAACCCUCAGCAGCUCCUAAUUUCAGCCGCAGCCCCAGCACCGGAGGCCUCCAAAUACCCCAGCAGCAGAGUCAGAUGGCACAGGGUCAGCUCCAGCAACCACAGACACAAACUCAGCAGACUAUGGGGGCAGAUGGCUUCAGCUCCAGGGUGCCACCUUCUUCUGGAUCUCAAGAACUACCAGCUGUCCGCCCUCCAGACGCACCUCACCAGCCAUCUUUGCCAGGCACUCAAGAAAUGCCCGACAUGUCAGCAGUGCAGGACCCUGCGUUAGUAGGCCUUAGCCCCUCUGAGCUGGAGAAGCACAGACAGAGACUGAGGGAAUUCUUAAUCAGACAACAAAUGCAAAGAAAUUCCAUGAGACAAGAGAAGGAGGCUGCUGCUGCUGGUAGUGCAUCCCCUGGCUGGUCUGGAGGAGAGAUGGGGGCUUUUCAACAAGACAACAAGGCCCACAGAGCACCACCACCUUAUCCACAGGAUCGUGCUGCUACUGCUGCUACUGCUGGAGCUCAGGCUUCUGUGGCAGGGAAGAUGCCCAUGCCUGUUGGAGGUAUGGAGGACAAGCUCAUUCGCCCACCACCUACAGGAACCCCUGCCAUCAUGGAUCCCAGUGCACUAAGGCCACCAGGGCACAUCAGACCUCAGGGCAUGUUUGCCCGCACACCAUUCCCUCCACAGUGGCAGGGCCAGGCACCAGGUCCAAGAAGGUUCCCCCAGCCUGGCAUAGAGGCUAUUGGCAUAAGGCACAAUCUUAACCCUGCUGUCAACAUCCAGGGUAUGGAGAGCAUGGGUAACCCUCACACCAUGAUACCAGCACAUGGAGGGGAGACCAUGCAGCCAAUGGGUCAAGGACCUCCUCCGCAGUUCAUUGAAUUGAGACAUAACUCACAAAGGCUAUCCCUACGACCCCAGUUUUUGCCCCGUGGACCCCAGCCAAGACCACGUCUCUUUCCACAGCAAGAGAUGGCAGCACCUUAUGUUCAACAACAUCCCAUUGCUCAAGCUGGUGGCAUUCAAACGGAGGGGGGCAAUGAGUCACAGCUAGGGUUACAGCAGGGUGGACUGUCAGUUUUACUGCCUCAGCAGUCUGCAGGCCCAGUAUCACAACAGACCCACCUGCAGUCCCAGGCUACUUCCAAUGCCAACACUCCUAGCACUGAGCAGCAUCAGCUUCCACAGUCAAGCCUAGUCACACAGCCUCAGACUGCCACCGUAGAAAACAGUGAGGAACUGCCAGAACCUGAUCUUGAGGGGCUUGGGGAGGCCCCAGGGGAUGGAGGUGUGGAGGAUGAGGAUGAUUUGGCUCUAGACUUGGACCCUGACAAAGGAGAUGAUGACUUGGGCAACCUGGACAACCUUGAAACCAAUGAUCCACAUCUAGACGACUUGCUUAACAGUGACGAGUUUGAUCUGCUGGCUUACACUGACCCCGAACUGGACCAAGGAGACCCUAAGGAUGUCUUCUCAGACCAGCUGCGUUUGGUAGAAGCAGAAAGUGAAGCACCUUCAUCUUCCUCUGGAUCUGCACUCAUUAAAGUGGAAGAGAAAGCCAAAGUGGAGCCAGGGCAGAAGUCUGUCACAACAGCCCCUGCCACUGCAGGGGGGUCUGCUACGCAACUGCCACCCCCUACAGAAACUGUUGAUACCUCCAAAGUCAAAGUAGAAGACAGAGGCCUGACCCAGCCAGGACAGACAGUGGUGAAAGAUGAAAUGGGAGAGGCUGUAUCAAUGCUUCUUGGUGGGACCACACCAUCAGCCAAGCCUGCACAAACAGAAAACCAGUCAGCUUCACUCAGUUCUGUUCGACUGGGGGGUCUUCCGUACCCCCUUCCAGGACAAGCCGACCCAUUGCCUUUUCCUCCAGCUGCUCCACAUGCAGAUAUUGGUGAUGAUCCGCUGGGGCUCCCUGAUGUAGGGGGACACCACUCCCCUGCUGUUGAUUUGGCAAAGGUAGAGAGCUCUUUAGAUGGUGAACUGCCUCUUCUAAUACAGGAUCUGCUGGAGCAUGAGAAGAAGGAACUACAGAAGCAGCAACAGCUCAGUUCCCUCCACCAGGGAGGCAUGGCCCCUCAUUUUCCUGGCCUCCCAAGUCAACAGCCAAACCCACAGGCACCUGGGCAAAUAAUGCUGCAACACCACCAUCGUCCACCACCCCAAGGAAUGAUGGGUCAGCCAGGGAUGGUUCCCCGUGCUCCGCACAUGUUGCAGCAGCAGCAGCAAAGGCUCAUGGGACCUGGAAUGGCACCUCCACCUCACAUACCCAUGGCCCAGCAGCAGGCCAUGAUGAGGAUGGUGCAGCCAGGAAUCCAUACAGGUCUCAGUCAUCAACCACAGCCGCAGCCAGUGGUUAAACAGGCACCUCUGGCCAACAAUUUCUUCCCAGAUAAAGAUUUAGACAAAUUUGCUACUGACGACAUCAUGGACCCUAUUGCCAAGGCAAAGAUGGUGGCACUUAAGGGUAUCAAGAGAGUGUUGGCACAAGAUCCAAUGGUUGGUCCCCCUGGCAUUAACAGGCAACAAGUUUCUCUGCUUGCUCAGAGGCUGGCCUCCGCCCCGGGCACAGAUCCAGGUCAAGUUACAUCUGGACCUCCAAAGGAGGGAGAAACAAGUGAUCCCACCCAGUCAAGACCUAACCCUCCACAGUUUGUGCAAGGAAUCAUCAAUGAUGCAGAACAGCACCAAUAUGAAGAAUGGCUUCUUCACACCCAGCAGUUACUCCAAAUGCAGUUGAAAUUUCUGGAGGAACAGAUUGGAGUUCACCGCAAAUCACGCAAGGCACUGUGUGCUAAGCAACGCACUGCUAAGAAAGCUGGCAGAGAGUUUGCUGAGGCAGAUGCAGAAAAGCUCAAGUUGGUUACAGAAGAGCAGAGCAAAAUUCAGAAACAGCUUGACCAGGUGCGCAAGCAGCAGAAGGAGCACACCAAUCUUAUUGCAGAGUACAGAAGCAAGCAGCAGCAGCAUCAGCAAGGCUCAGGUCUUCUUACCCCAGGUCAUUCUGCACAGGGGGCCCCCCCUCACAUGUUUCCCAAGAUGCCUGGCCAGAUGAUGAUGGGCCAACAGGGAACAGCAGUAAUGGGCCAGCAUCCUGGCAUGAUGCCACAAGGGGGAAUGCCUGUCAGGAUGCCCCAAGGGCAGCCCUUUAUUGGAGGAGCCCAACCUCAGCUGCCUGCAGCUCUUGGAGCCAGUAGUGUCAGGGUCCCAGGUCCUCCUGGGGCUCCAACGGGAUUCUUUCCACAGGGGCCUGGAAUGCAAGCUGCAGACCCCAGGCUUCUCCAAGAAAGACAGCUUCAACAUAGGAUGCAAAUGGCAAAGCUCCAGCAACAGCAGCAGGUGACGAUGGGCCAGCAAUCGAUGCCACACCCAAAUCAACAGUCUGGCUUAAUCGCUCAACCACAGUCUGGUAUGAUGGGGAACCCACUUAUGGCCCAACAACAAGCAAGCGCUCAACAGGGAAUGCUAGCCAACCAGGCCAGUCAGCAGGGUAUGGUGCAGGUUCCACAAGGAAUGGUUGGAGGCCAGUCUGUGGCUCCACCUCCACAGAACCUUGUAGGAGGCCAGCCCAUUAACCAUGCUCAAGCCAUGAUGGCAGCUCAACCAGGAAUUAUGGGAAACCAGCCAGUUGCACCAUCACAGCAACAGAGGCCUCAGCUGAUGAUGGGUCAACAGGGAAUGGUUGGAUCUCCCGGUCAUCCAGGCCUCAGGGGUCCCCAGGCACAGUUGACUCCACAACAACAGAGCAUUCUGGCCCAACGGAUGAUUGCAUCUCAGCAGCAGCAACAACAGCAGCAGAAUCUUGCAAAGAAUUUGGCCCACCUCCAGCAGCAGCAGAUGGCACAACAAAGACAACCAACACAAUUGAUCAGUCAGUCCAGCCACGAACAAGGAGGGCUGUCCCAACCCUCUACCCCACAGAUGGGUUCCUCACCUUCAGCAGGAAGUAUCACACCCCAGCCACAGGGAGCUUCAGACAGCCAAAACUCAGGCCCCAAAGAGGGUGGGAUUCUGAGCCCUGAUCCAAGAACACCACCACAGCAGAGUGGACCCUCCACUCCCAAUCAGAUGACUCAACUGGGCCCUGGAAAUGACCAUCAAACUGAUUUUGGACGACAGCAGUUACAACAACAGCAGCAUCAUCAAAACCAGGUUUAUAUGGCCCAGCAGCAACAAUCAAAUCCUCAGUCUGUACCUGAGCAACAAACAAGUUUAGUUGGAAACCAACAAAGUGGUGUGCUUCAACAACAGCAGCAACAACUUCCACUCACUGUCCAGAGGCAAGGUUCCCUUGGUGCUGACAAGCCCAUUUUGAUGACUGUUAAAGAAGAAGGCAAACCAAUUGAUUUCUUAGCUCAGCAGCAACAACAGCAAGUGGCUCAAAAUGCCAUGCAGCAGUCACAAGACCCCAGCCUCCAACAGCAGAUCAUAGGCCAGAACCAUCCUGGCCAGCCACAGCCUGUUGUGAUGGGCCAUAGUUCACAACAGCAAGCCCUCAUAGCCCAGCAGCAAAAACAACAGGCCAUAAUGGGCAUGAUGCGAGCCCAGCAGCAAGGAAUGAUGGCACAGAGACCUGGAGUUCCACCUGGACACAUCCGCACUCCUAUCAACAUCCCAGCUAGUAUUGCUCAGAAUCCUCAGCUCCGCAAUCUCCCCCCAAACCAGCAGAUACAGCACAUACAGGCCAUGAUUGCCCAAAGGCAGCUCCAACAGGGUCAGAUGCUGCGGAUGUCAAUGGGUCAGGGACAGCAAAGUCAGUUGAGGUCUCACAUGCCACCAGGUCAGAUGCCACAAGUUGGGCAGCAGAUGCAAGGGAUGGAAGGCCAACAGAUGACAUAUGGAGCCAUGGGGAAGCCAGGAGCAGUGGGCGCUCAACAACAGCUGGGCCAACAACCUGGUGUUGCUCCUCAGAUGCAGCAUGGAAUGAUGGUCCCUGGGCAACAACAGCCACAAGUAGGGGAAAUGAUGCAGCAGCAUAUUAUGAGAGGCCAGGUACCAGUGCCUCGGUCCCCCAUGGACCAGGGUCGUAUGAUAAGGCCAACAUCUCCACGUCAGCCAUUAGCUAACUCACCUGGGGAUCCACAACGGCACACAUUUAGUCAAGCUAUGGGUAUGCGUCCACCCACUCCUAACCAGAACCAACAGCAAGCACUAAUGGCAGCUGCAGCAGGCCGCAUGCAGGGCUCUCCAUCCCAUGCAUAUUCUCCUAGAGGUCCCUUUGGAAUGAGCCCAGCCCACCCAGCCUCACCCCAUUCAUCCCAUGUCUCCUCGCCUUCAGUAGUUGACAACAGGGCUGGAAGGGGAAGUCCAUACAACCAAGUCAAAGCAUCCCCACUCAGGUCACCUGGAGCCAAGAGUCCACUUGAUUGUCCAGGACUGAAAGUAGAAAGUCAAACAUCAGGCAAUGAAACAUCUCAGACAGCCUCAGUUAUCCCCAAUGGGCCACAAAAAGGCAUGAAUGUUCAGCAACAGUCGCAUCAGGUUACAGAGAGCCAUCUUCCUCACACACAGCAUGGCUCUAGAGAAGGGGAGGUAUGCAAGAUGACCCUACAGAACAUUAAACAAGAGCCAAGGGAGGUUCAGUGUGAUGGUGCAGCAGAGGCUCAUCCUGGGGCUAUAAAGCGAGAAGUAACAGGUGAGGUGGUUACUUCGGGGAACAACACUAGCUUUAUUAAUGCUGGAGACCCUGGAACUCAAGGCCCUAGGUCAGAGACUGGACAGCAACUGCUACAGAAACUCCUGCGAACCAAGAACCUUCAGCUUGGUGCUCAGAGACCCUCUGAAGGCAUCCAUAAUGAGAUCAAUGGCCACAUCAACAGUAAAUUAGCAAUGCUGGAGCAAAAACUUCAAGGGACUCCACGAAAUAUGGAGGACUUACAGUCUAUAACAAAAAGGGCUCCUGUACAAAAGCCAAAGCGCACUAACAAGGCAGCUGGAGACCGAGGGCCGAAUGCACGGAAGAAAAAUAAGAAGGAAGAAGUUGGAAAAAGUGCUGAAGCCUUAAUAAAGCAACUCAAACAGGGUCUCUCUUUGCUGCCCCUGAUGGAGCCUUCUAUCACCGCCAGUCUGGAUCUGUUUGCCCCUUUUGGGAGCAGCCCAGCCAAUGGCAAAGCCCAGCUCAAAGGAUCCUUUGGAAAUGCAGUGCUGGACAAUAUCCCAGACUACUACUCUCAGUUACUCACUAAGAGUAACCUCAGUAACCCACCAACACCCCCAUCCUCCCUGCCACCAACCCCUCCACCCUCAGUACAGCACAAGCUGCUGAAUGGAGUGACUCCUGGGGAGGAGCUCUCUGAGGGUCAGAAAGACACAGAGCCAGCAGAAGAGCCAAUGGAAUCUGUUACAGAGGAGGUAAAGAGUGUAGACAUUCUGGCAGCUCUCCCCACUCCACCACAUAACCAGAAUGAGGACAUCAGGAUGGAGAGUGAUGACGAGGAUGCCCCUGAAAGUAUCAUCCCAGCAUCUUCCCCUGAGAGUAAUGUAGGGGAAGAAACACCACGUUUCCCUCACCUACGGGAGCCUAAAGAGGAGGAGACAGAGAGAGCAAUAUCCCCCAUCAUCCCCCUCAUACCUCGCACUGCCAUACCAGCAUUCCCAGAAAACAAACCGUUCGAAGCAGCUGAUAGCAAGGUAGUUUCCACAUCCAACCACUGGGACAAGGCCAAAAACAACGAGGUGUCUGUUACCUUCACAUUGUCCUCUGCUGCAGCCAAGAAACUGAACCACGUGAUGAUGGCCAUGGCCCAGUUGCUCAACAUUAGAAUGCCGGGUUCUUAUGAGGUGACUUUCCCUUCCCAAAACCCUGACAUGCCUGCAGUGGAUGGGCCUGGGAAAGGACCCAGCCAGUCAGGGGCUCUGUGUACAAAGGACGGUGCCUCACCCAGUCAGGAUGAGUGGCUCAGGCAGUUUGAUGUGUCUCUGCCAGGCUGUACAUUGAAGAAACAAGUUGACAUUCUGGCACUUAUUAAACAGGAAUUCCCAGAAAAAGAGGACAAACCGGUCCAGCACUGUUACACAACCAAUGUAAAUGACUUGGAUGUGCGCCACCUUCCUAUUAUACCAGUGGAGGAAUCUCCACCCCCAUCACCAUCUCCUCCACAACCUCCCCCAUCUGUCCCAGAUCCGACGAGUGAAGCUGAACCUUCCAAAAAAUCCGCUUCUCCAUCCCCCUCUCCCUCCAGUCCCACCAUUGUCCAGAUCAAGACUGAACCUGAACCUGAACCUGAACCUGAACCUAAACCUGAACCUGAACAGGAUGUUGAUCCUCCUACUGAUGCUGCUCAACCAACUGAUGUCACAGAGUCUGAAGUUGCUGCUCCAGAGUCGGUCACUGAUCCACCACCUGCGUCUGCAGUUUCUGAUCCUACUGCUCCUACUGAAGAUCAGCAGGAUCUGAGUCCUGUCGUCAAAGAGGAGGACUCAGCUGCUGAUCCAGCACAACCUCCUAAAGAUUCUCCCAGCACCAUGGAGUCCUCCCCUAAGGCUACCAAGCAGCGCAGGCCUCUCUCCCCUGAUGAGGAGGUGGUACACCCCAAAGUCAAAAAAUGGAAGGGGAUUCGCUGGAAGCGUCUUCAGAUUGUCAUCUCAAUACGUAAGGGUGGGUCUAAGAAAGAGAGCAGCCGGGAGGUGUCUGAGCUGAUGGAACGCUUGCGCAUUACUCUUAGACCAGACAAGCUGCCUCGGGAUAAACGUAAAUGCUGUUUCUGCCACGAGGAAGGUGAUGGAGCUACAGAUGGGCCUGCCCGCUUGCUUAACAUUGAUGUGGACCUGUGGGUGCACCUUAACUGUGCCCUGUGGUCCACAGAGGUGUAUGAGACGCAGGGGGGUGCCCUUAUCAAUGUGGAGGUAGCCCUGCGUCGUGGAUUGCGGACUCUUUGCGCAUACUGCCAGAAAACAGGUGCCACCAACAGCUGCAACAGACUGCGAUGCCCGAAUGUCUACCACUUUGCCUGUGCCAUCCGGGCACGCUGCAUGUUCUUCAAGGACAAGACCAUGUUGUGCACUCAGCAUAAGCUGAAGGGGCCCAGUGAAGAUGAGCUAAGCACAUUUGCUGUUUUACGGCGUGUCUACAUUGAGCGUGAUGAGGUGAAGCAGAUUGCCAGCAUCUUACAGCGAGGUGACCGCAUCCACCUGUUCCGUGUUGGUGGUCUCAUCUUUCAUGCUGUUGGCCAGUUGCUACCCUCCCAAAUGACCAACUUCCACUCACCCACUGCCAUCUUCCCGGUUGGCUAUGAGGCCACACGCAUCUACUGGAGCACCCGUGUGCCCAACAAGCGCUGUCGCUACCGCUGCCGCAUCAGCGAGGAUGAUAGUCGCCCCCUGUUUGAGGUGCGUGUUCUGGAGCAUGGCAUGGAGGAUUUGCAGUACCGCGACACAACUCCAGAGGGAAUCUGGGACCGGGUAGUUCAGGAGGUGGCUAAACUCCGAGAUGAAUCGUCCAUGUUGAAGCUGUUCACUGAACAUGUCAAAGGAGAGGAAAUGUAUGGUCUCACAGUUCAUGCUGUCAUGCGAAUCACUGAGUCGUUGCCUGGAGUGGAGAACUGCCAGAACUAUCAGUUCCGAUAUGGCCGUCACCCUCUGAUGGAGCUCCCUCUGAUGAUCAAUCCCACCGGCUGUGCUCGCUCUGAGCCCAAGGUUCCCACACACUGCAAGAGGCCUCACACUUUAAAUAGCACCAGCAUGUCAAAAGCCUACCAGAGCACCUUCACUGGAGAGCUCAACACACCAUACAGCAAGCAGUUUGUCCACUCCAAGUCCUCCCAGUAUCGCCGCCUGAAGACCGAGUGGAAGAACAAUGUGUAUCUGGCACGAUCCCGCAUUCAGGGCCUGGGUCUGUACGCUGCCAAGGAUCUGGAGAAGCACACCAUGGUCAUUGAGUACAUCGGUACUGUCAUACGCAACGAGGUCGCCAAUCGCCGUGAGAAGAUCUACGAGUCACAGAACCGUGGGAUCUACAUGUUCCGCAUCAACAAUGAACAGGUGAUUGAUGCCACUCUGACAGGUGGCCCAGCUCGCUACGUCAACCAUUCCUGUGCCCCCAACUGUGUUGCUGAGGUUGUAACAUUUGACAAGGAGGACAAGAUUAUCAUCAUUUCCAGCCGCAGGAUCCCCAAGGGAGAAGAGCUGACCUAUGACUACCAGUUUGAUUUUGAGGAUGAUCAGCACAAGAUCCCUUGCCAUUGUGGAGCUUGGAAUUGCCGCAAGUGGAUGAACUAAGGAGAAGAAAGAAAAAUGGAGAACUUCCCUCUCACUGGUGCCAGAACACUCCUGCGCCAAAGCCUUUGAAUCCUACAUAGCCAGUGCAUAAGCUGUUCUGAAAGAUGUGGAUGGAGGAAGGCUGGCCUCCGCCAUUGAAAGACUAAAGCGGUGACACCUGUAGCCAAAGGUUUGAAGAGCAUUAAUCAAUAAAAGCAACCGACCACCGCCAUCAGCAGCAGCUUGAUGGUGGGACUGACUUUCAUGUUUGGACUAGUGAAUCACCCUUUCCUCAGCCAAAACCCUUUUCCCCCCUUCGACUGUUCUCAAUAAGCUUACAGUGGCUGGAAAACAAUCCUCAACAUCUACCAAAUGAUUCUGACCCUCUGAUAUCAAUACUCGUAGUGCAGAGCUCAUCUGGAGCUUCGACAAAAAGCCAUUUUAAAAUACUAAGAAUGAACUAAUGAUGCAUUUUUAUGUUUUAAGUCGGACCUAUUUCCUGUCCCACCUAACCACACCUCCCCCUUACCUCCCAGAAAAGGCACUUUCCCAUCAAGUCAUCAAUGAAGACAACACGGAUAUUGGCUAGCUAGACAAUCUUGAUGUGGCUCUGUGUAAGAACUACAUAUGAUCGAUGGAAAAAAAAAAAAAAAAAAGAUGUAAGUUAAUAUAAAAUUUGAGAUGCUAUUGAUCUGUGUCUCCAGAGGCACCAGAUGUUCUGACUGUGUGGAGUCCCAAGGUGGGUUAGUUGGACUCAGUCUACCUCAUUGAUUUAGCGGGAAGUGACUGCUUUGUAUGAAAACUGUUAACUGCUACUGUGGAACCGGGGGGAAAGGGGGAAUGUUUUUAUGGGCUUAGCCUUCUCGGACAAGCAGGGAAUCUUAAGCAGCAGGUUUGCUCUAUCUACUCUAUGCUGAUGAUGAUUUACAAAAAUGAGCCAACAUAAUUAUUAUUCAUGAAUUAUUUAUACAGAGGAAAUAUAUGACAGUUUUGAUAAGAUAUUGCAUUAAAAUCACAAUCAGAAGCUUAGCGGGUGUCCUGUAUGCCACCAAAUCAUCCUGGAUAUUGAUGUAGCUUUUUCUUUUUUUUUUUCUUUUUUUUUGUACUUUUUAUUUAUGCGUCUCAAAACCAUGCUAUUAGCUGUGUGAAAGCACAAUAACAUCCACCUUUUAAGUUGCUUAAGACCGUAAUGGUGUGAGUGAAUGGCUCUAGGAUCACAGGACAAAUGGUCUUUGAAGAAGACUAUGAAGUCCAAAACUAACCAAGUACACAUUUUGCUUGUCGCUUCAUACAUUGAAGUUCCACUUGUUGAAAACCAGCCGGUGGAUGCAUGACUACUGUCCCAUUUAAUGCUUUUUAUUCCCCAGCAACUCGACCUUUUCACAACUCAACCUUAAACUUUGAAUCAUGCCUCUUCCUCUCUGUAUAAUUUCGUGGACUGUUGUUAAACUUUACUGUAGUAAGUCUUCCUCUGCCUGAGUACAGCCUGCAGUGUUUCUACUUCCCCUGUAGUGUGCUUUUCUAGUGCUGGUACUGUCCUCUUGAGGCUGAACUGAUGGCAGGGAAAGACUUAUUGGAAAAAAGGGCAUUUGUUUUCAUUUCUAUGUAAGAUGAAUGAAAAAAGUCUUUAAAGGGAGCUUUACUGAAACUCCACCUUCCCAUACUACUUUGUUUCCUCCUUCCCCUAACCUAAGACCUCACAUGAUUUAAAAAUGCAAAGUUGUACAAACUGUAUAUAUAGUAUAUGCAUUAGGGGACAGCAACUCUUUAUCCAGCCCCUUUGUAAUCAAUAAAGUCAAAAGUGUAGAGAAAUAAAAUUGAAAAAAAAUCAACCACUGGAUAUCAUUUUAACAAAGAUAAAGCUGUAUAUAAAUAUAAAUAUAUGUAAAAUGGCAAACUAAUAUCUUUAUGUAUAUGAACCAGAGUGUUUUGCAUUUACCUGUUUUUCUAUUAGUGUUUUUUGCUAUAAGCUCUCAGAGACAAGUUUGUUAAAAUAGGUAUGAGAAAAUGUCUGGUCUUCUCCAAUCAGUUGCGACGAGAAGCCGAGGUGAUUACAAAACUGUUUGGAUUCAUGUGGAGAGUCAUUAAUUAAGACAUGAAAAUCACUUCUUGCAUAAAGCAGUACAAUGGUGCAUAGCAUUUGUAUUUAUGUAAUAUUGUUCGUGUUUAUUUUUCUUUUUAUUUAUGCUACUGCUUGUUGAUUACCAAAACCUGUCCCUUAAUCGGUUACAAUUGGAUUAAUAUACUCUUGAAUGGAAAAUCUUGAAUUCCCUAGAAUAUUGUUAGUGUUUUGCUUUUUUAUAUCUUCCCUAUAGAAGUGAAUGUGUUGGUAAACCUUGUGAAAUGGUUACUUGGCCUAAUGUAUGUUAUGAUGUAAUACUCAAAGUUAAUCCCAUACUUAACCUGGUAAUGAAUUGCACUCUCAUAGUAUAAACGGAGAACUUCUCUAAAGUGGUAGAUAUUGAUCAAGUAUCCGAAGCAGUGAUAUAUAUAUUUUUUGGUAUGUUUCUAUUUCAAGGGAAGACCAUGACGAGACAUUAUGCCGCUCACUGGAUUUUAGCCUGAAUAAUUUUUAACUUCUCUGAAUCUUAAUUUAAGUUCUCUGCAUAUCUUAUAAUUUAAUAAAGUUUGCUCAAAUUGAAGGUUUUUUUUAACCUCACCUACUUUUUAAAAAGAUGUUGCAUCUGUACAGCAGAGAUACUUUUAGGGAAUAUGAAUAAAUAUAAUGAUCAUUUUUAUUGUAUGUGGCAUGUUUUGUAUGGAUAUUAUUUUGAAUUGUACAUAUUUUUUUCAGGACGCCAGAGGUUGCAUCUCUUUAUAUACAGCUUUCCCACUCCCUCUCCCCUUCAUCUUAUUUCUUUGUCUGCUUUUGUUUCUUGUAAAGGAAAAUAAAAUGCAUUUUAAAUA
Molecule: messenger RNA, 17667 nt
Organism: Seriola dumerili (greater amberjack)
Lineage: Eukaryota; Metazoa; Chordata; Actinopteri; Carangiformes; Carangidae
Gene: kmt2d
Product: lysine methyltransferase 2D
Exons: 51
Biological process (GO): positive regulation of transcription by RNA polymerase II
Cellular component (GO): nucleus; MLL3/4 complex
Molecular function (GO): transcription coactivator activity; histone H3K4 methyltransferase activity; histone binding
Source: RefSeq, a predicted model, not a curated record